GCAACAGGAUGGAGCCCCAGUCGGGACCAGGAGGACCCACCAGAGCCGCCACACAUUAAAGAGGAGUGGAUCUCCGGUCUGGACCAGGAGGACCCAACAGAGCCGCCACACAUUAAAGAGGAACAGGAGGAACUCUGGAUCAGUCGGGACGGAGAGCAGUUACGAGGGCUGAAGGAGGCUGAUAUCAUCAAGUUCACAUUCACUCCUGUCCCUGUGAAGAGUGAAGAAGAUGUGACAGACUGUGAUAGACAUUUACAACUAGAUACUGAUGACAAAAUGUCAGACUGCUCUGAACCUGAGACUGAUGACAGUUGUAAUUGGCAUGAGACCAGGGAACCUCAGUCAGGUUUAAACCCUCUGCAAAAUAAUAUUAAAUGUAACACUGGUGAGAAAUCAUUUAGUUGCUCUGAGUGUGGUAAACUGUUCAGGCAAAACUCACAGCUGAAGAGACACAUGAUAAUCCACACAGGAGAAAAACCUUUCCCAUGUUCAGUUUGUACAAAACGUUUCGGUGACAGAGGCACUUUAUCCAAACACAUGAGAAUCCACACAGGUGAGAAACCCUUCAGUUGUUCUGUAUGUGGUAAAAUAUUCACACAAAACUCAACUUUGACCGAACACUUAAGAGUUCAUACAGGAGAAAAACCUUUCACAUGUUCAGUUUGUCAAACAAGUUUCAGUCUCAAAAACACUUUAUCCAAACAUAUGAGAAUCCACACAGGAGAGAAGCCCUUCAGUUGUUCUUUCUGUGGUAAAAUAUUUACACAAAACUCUACUUUGACUAAACACUUAAGAGUUCAUACAGGAGAAAAACCUUUCACAUGUUCAGUUUGCAAAGCAAGGUUCAGUAGCAGAAGCAAUUUAUCGCAACACAUGAGAACCCACACAAGAGAGAAAUCAUUUAGUUGCAGCAGCUGUGAUAAAAGUUUCACUGAGCUUAAUGUUUUAAAAGACCACAAGUGUACUGGUUAGAGCAGUGUAUGUAAAUGAAGCUGCAGAGAUGCUUGUUGAGCCAACAGGACUGAAGAACUGAGGGCAAGACUUGGCUCAACACUGAUCAGUUCAGAACUGUGUGACAGACUACAAAAUAAGCCACCUGAUCAUUUUCAUUCUGUUUUCAGUUGGGUUUAGAUUAUUUAGUCGUUCUCGGGGUGCUUUAUGGUAUUACUUGUAUUCAUUGAUUUUAAAAUGGUCUAAAAUUAUUUUGCGCCACGUGUACAGCCCUGAAGUCAACAUGUGUUGUUUUAAUUGUGAUUUACAAUUGACUUGACUUACCUCACAACAACACAGUUUAUUUCUAAUUGAAUGGACUCUCCCAGUCUUGAAUUGAUCCCAUUAGACGCUUUUCCACCAGAAGUACUUUUAAUACCAGGAUCUGCUUUUCAAGGAACUAAAAGGUUCCUUCAGCCCAUUGUUGUGUGCGUUCCCACCGUGGUCUAAAGACCUGCGAAAAUUAGGCUAAUUAACCAGCUGAAGAAAAAGCGAUGGCCAUGCGUCGUUAUUCAUUAACCACGAUCCGUGAGCAGAAUUUAUAAUGAAUAUCUAAUUUCAUUGGAAUAUAAUGAAAAACUAAAGGCUUAGCUUGACCAACAGCUUUUUUGUGUGGGAGUGCAAUGAAGAGAGAAUUUAAUGACAAACUCUAUAAAUCCAUCAAGUUCUUAGAAGAACUCUAGCACAGAGAAAGCAACACAAACCAUAAUGAUGUGACAGUUUGGAAGGUUAUGAAAACAUUUCCAGCUGACAGGAGCUGCAGAUCAGCUGCAGGACUCGCGUCUAUGUCGCCUGAGUGUCGGAGGAACAGGAUUUUUAAUGAGCUUUAUUACCUGCUUUAAUCAACUGGCCCAUUUGUUUUGGAGAGGAGGAGACCGUCUUCAGCUGCUUGUAGAAACAUCCUGACUGAUGAAAACUUUAAACAAUAAAUGAGUCACAAAUGAGUCCAUCCUCACCUCCUCCAUCACCACCUGGUACGCUGCUGCCACUGCCAGGGACAAGGGCAGGCUGCAGCGCAUCAUUC
This is a messenger RNA of Micropterus salmoides (largemouth bass), 2014 nucleotides long. Its product is annotated as gastrula zinc finger protein XlCGF71.1-like. NCBI's taxonomy places the organism in Eukaryota, Metazoa, Chordata, Actinopteri, Centrarchiformes, Centrarchidae. The record is from RefSeq and is a predicted model, not a curated record. The transcript has a single exon. Gene Ontology annotation, cellular component: nucleus. The coding region runs from base 277 to 972 and encodes 231 amino acids. Gene Ontology annotation, biological process: regulation of transcription by RNA polymerase II. Gene Ontology annotation, molecular function: RNA polymerase II cis-regulatory region sequence-specific DNA binding; DNA-binding transcription factor activity, RNA polymerase II-specific.